AUGAGCGCAUCGAACAACACUGGCGUCAGCGGUGUUCGCAAGGUCGCCUCCUUCAUCGAGCCAUGUCUCCCUAGUCCGCCUCGAGCAGCAUGUGUGUCGGCACAGGUUGCGUCUCGAAAAGCGGAGCUCUGUUCUGCCUUCUGUAAGCAUCAGCGGAAACACUAUGUUGACAUCCAGCACAUUACUGAUAAUGCACCUGAUGAGCAGACGGAUCCUUCUUCUCAGCCCAGAACAGAAGUUCCUUGCGCUGAUAUCUACAUGUAUCAUGCCAUAUUCGUCGCCGCCCAAUUGAAGUAA
Sphaerulina musiva SO2202 is the source of this 297-nucleotide messenger RNA. RefSeq lists its product as uncharacterized. Lineage: Eukaryota; Fungi; Ascomycota; Dothideomycetes; Mycosphaerellales; Mycosphaerellaceae. The transcript is spliced from 2 exons. Bases 1 to 297 code for a protein of 98 amino acids. The record is from RefSeq and is a predicted model, not a curated record.